AUGGUUGAGAGUCAGUGGAAGAUGGAGGAGAUAAUAGCGGAACUCGACGCCAACAUUACAAUGGAAGAACACGUUAACGACAUGGUAACCAAGAACGCAACUGUCACCACGCGGACCGAAAGCGCUAACUUCCACAUGAGACAAGGUGUACGCAAGCUCACGCCAUGCAUGUUCUGCCAAUCUCCCAUGCACAAGUCAGCACUAUGCACCAGAUAUUCCACAGUAGAGGAAAGGCGUAGUUUCCUCCAGAACAACAACAUGUGCCUCAACUGCGGACGCGAAGGACAUUUCGUGAACGACUGCACAAGGGAAGGGUGCAGAAAAUGCCAAGGUAGAAAGCACAAUCACGUCUUGUGCCCCCAGAGAAUAGAGCUGGAAAAACACAGAAAUCUCCCGCAGAACACGUCAACAAUGAAAACAAGCGCAGCGCCAACAAUGCAGAAGCCAACCCACGCACAACAGAGAACCCAGGGUAAAAGAACAUGUACCACAGGCAGGAUCACACAGGCACACCCUAUCCAGAUGUGUGCGACGGAUACGGAGAUCCAGGACCAGGAAAAAACACCACAUGAGGACGAGGACCCCACAGUGCUUCAGAGCACCUCGACACCUCUCCAACACCAGGACAGCGAAAAUGUGCUGCUACUAACUAGAAACGCAAGAGUCUGGAACGCCAAUAGUAAAGAGUGGCAAUUUGUUGAAAUCCUUUUUGACACAGGCGCAGAUCAAUCAUUUAUCAACCAAGCAUUAGCAGAGGAUUUAGGACUCACAUGCACAGAAAUAAAGGAAUUCAAUAUGUAUACAUUCGGAACCAGAGAACCUGUCCCAACAACGUGUGGAGUAACGUUCUUGGAUCUCUGGGAUAACAUGGGAGAAAAGCACAAUGUGCGCCUACAUGCAACGGCGGUAUUAACCGCGAAAGGAAAACUCACAUAUCUCAGUCAGCAGGACUUAGAUUUCAUCGCAAACAACAAGAUACAGUUAUCCAAAGUAACGAAACGCAAACAAUCCAAACCACAAAUACUUCUAGGCUGCGAUCAGUUGUGGAACUUGUUAGAAGUUCCUUCGCCAAGGUACACGCUUCCGUCCGGUUUACUCUACUCAUCCCAUCUAAACUGGGAUACCUUCUGA
Messenger RNA from Necator americanus (New World hookworm), 1131 nucleotides. RefSeq lists its product as uncharacterized. NCBI's taxonomy places the organism in Eukaryota, Metazoa, Nematoda, Chromadorea, Rhabditida, Ancylostomatidae. The transcript has a single exon. The record is from RefSeq and is a predicted model, not a curated record. The coding region runs from base 1 to 1131 and encodes 376 amino acids. Gene Ontology annotation, molecular function: aspartic-type endopeptidase activity; zinc ion binding; nucleic acid binding. Gene Ontology annotation, biological process: proteolysis.